ACGGUUCAAAUAUCACGUGCGUGAAUGAUCCCACGCCAUCAUCAACAGUGCCACCGCAAGCAACUACCAUUCCAUGGGUUAUCUCAGUAAAAAUUCUUUCUAUAUAACAAGGGAUCGCCUCAGGCUCAAACCGUACGUGGCUUUCAUACACAUUCGAUAUUAUCGAGCCGAGAGAGAAUCUGUCCGAGCAGCAAACAGAUUAACAUGUAUCCGGCAAAUGGCAUCCACGUUCUGGUCCUAGCGCACCCAGUGCAAGGCCACAUAAACCCAGUGCUCCAAUUCUCCAAACGCUUGGCCUCAAAGGGUCUCAAAGUCACCUUCCUAAUCCCCAUCUCCACCAGGAAGUCCCUCAAUCUGGUAAACGCGGGCUCCAUCCGUGUCGAGUACAUCUCUGACGGGUUCGACAACGUCGAAGCGGACAAACUGAUCACUGAUGAGUAUCUCGACCACUUCCGACUUUCAGUUUCUCGGAGCCUGAGCAAUUUCAUUCAGAAACACCAAUGUUGUAAGGAGUCUCCGGCUAAAGUUCUUAUUUUCGAUUCCAUUGACAGUUGGGUUCUAGAUGUGGCAAUGGAGCACGGCAUGCAUGGAGCUUCAUUCUUCACUCAGUCUUGCGUCGUUAGUUGGAUCUAUUACUUGGUUCACCACGGAACGGUGAAGCUCCCACUAAAAGUUGUAGAGGGGCAAGGUUGUGUUCUAUCUGAUCCUCCGCUGAUGUCGGUUUUACGACUGAACGAUUUUCCUUCAUUUGUUGCUGAUGUACACAAAUAUCCCGCCAUACUCAAGAUCGUUCUCGGACAGUUCUCCAAUAUCCAGAAAGCCAAGUGGCUUUUGUUCAAUACUUUCACUGAGCUCGAGUACGAGCUGGUGAAUUGGAUGGGGAACCAAUGGUCAAUGAUGACCGUGGGACCCACGAUACCUUCAGUAUACAUGGACAAGAGACUCGAGGACGACAUAGACUACGGACUUAGCCUCUUCAAGCCCGAAGCAGAAGCUUGCCUCAGGUGGCUGGACUCGAAGCCACCCAGGUCCACCGUCUACGUGUCGUUCGGAAGCUUGGCGUCUCUCGGAGAGGACCAGAUGGCAGAGCUCGCGAGUGGGCUCAGGUCGAUGAAGAGCCACUUCUUGUGGGUGGUGAGAGAGUCUGAAGAGAAGAAGCUGCCGUCCAACUUCAUGCAGGAGCUAGGGUUAGAUGAUGGCAAAAAGGGCUUGAUGGUGAGGUGGUGCGAUCAGCUCCAAGUGCUGAGCCACGGCUCGGUCGGUUGCUUCAUGACCCACUGCGGGUGGAACUCUACCCUCGAGGCGCUGAGCUUGGGUGUCCCCAUGGUGGUGAUGCCCCAGUGGUCUGACCAACCGACCAACGCCACAUUCAUCGUGGAGGUGUGGAAGGUCGGACUUAGGGUUAGGGCCAACGAGCAAGGGGUCGUGAUAGGGGAGGAGAUUGAGAGCUGCGUAAAUGAGAUCAUGGAUGGAGAGAAAGGGAAAGAGAUCAGAGAAAACUCUUCGAGGUGGAAAGAAAUUGCCAAACGGGCCGUAGGUGAAGGAGGUUGUUCGGAUAAGAACAUUCAAGAAUUUUUCUCGAACAUUGUUGAUUUGUGCACGUGAUGCUCGUGCACGUGUGAUAAUGGUGAAAAAUAAACUCGCCAAUGUGAUAUAGAUGAUUGUGUCUUAUCUGAAUUGUAAGAUUGUUCUCAAUAUAUAUUUUGAAUUUAG
Messenger RNA from Rhodamnia argentea, 1713 nucleotides. RefSeq names its product UDP-glycosyltransferase 74E1-like. The transcript is spliced from 3 exons. The record is from RefSeq and is a predicted model, not a curated record. The coding region runs from base 205 to 1605 and encodes 466 amino acids. NCBI's taxonomy places the organism in Eukaryota, Viridiplantae, Streptophyta, Magnoliopsida, Myrtales, Myrtaceae. Gene Ontology annotation, molecular function: UDP-glycosyltransferase activity.